Molecule: messenger RNA, 852 nt
Organism: Penicillium concentricum
Lineage: Eukaryota; Fungi; Ascomycota; Eurotiomycetes; Eurotiales; Aspergillaceae
Exons: 3
Coding region: 1-852 (283 amino acids)
Source: RefSeq, a predicted model, not a curated record
AUGAGAGAAGACCUUGACCUCCCUGCGUUCGGGUACCUCCCAUUCGAUCAUUUCACCCUUGCAAACUGGGACACGGCAUCCCCGCUCUCCCAAAAUGAACAGAAAAGAAUUCUUGUCGAGAAAUGGAUCGCGCUAGGAAAAUACGGGCGAAACGACUACGCUCUCGCCACAUUUACAGACCCAAUCAUUGAUCGUAUCCCUGCGGGGGUACCACGCGACCUCCUCUCGGAGGAUGACCGCGCUCUCAGCAGCAUGCUCUCCACCACGCUAUGGAUCCGGACCUGGUUCGGCGAUCCUACAGACAAGACAAGCCAAGAAGCCGCAGACACGGCGUAUGCCCGACUCCGGAAGCAAGUCUUACAGCAGGGCCUCGAAGACUACCAUGUUUCCUGUAUCCCUGAGGAGGUCGUCUUCGAGGACCGGGGAGAACUGAGUGCGGCUGCCCAGCGGAGCCGGGAUGUUGUCGCGGGCGUUGCGGCCGGCCGUCCGGGGUCUGUACCGGAGUAUCUGAUUGCGGCACUGAUGCACUGCCCCGAUCUGUUUGAGGGGAUGUCAGAUGACGACUGGCGGCAUUUAACGGGGGAGGAGCGGGCCGAGGAACUGGCUGAGAGUGAUCGGGCACAGAAUUUGCUAGUUUUUGUUGCAGAUCGGAAGGCUUGUGAGGAGGGCUGGGUGCUGGCCCUGGCAGUGAAUCAUCGGGGGGAGAUUCUUCCAUUUAGGGUGCGUGAGCGGGCCAAGGAGGCGGCGCAGAUUGCAGUGAGUUGGCAGGAGGGACAGCCUUUGUCGGAGAUUGCGGAUGAGGAGGAUGAAGAUGUGGAAUUUUACUUGGGGGAAGGGGAUGGGUGGGAGUAG